Molecule: messenger RNA, 1481 nt
Organism: Ylistrum balloti
Lineage: Eukaryota; Metazoa; Mollusca; Bivalvia; Pectinida; Pectinidae
Product: prostaglandin E2 receptor EP4 subtype-like
Exons: 3
Coding region: 87-1481 (464 amino acids)
Biological process (GO): adenylate cyclase-activating G protein-coupled receptor signaling pathway; positive regulation of cytosolic calcium ion concentration; inflammatory response
Cellular component (GO): plasma membrane
Molecular function (GO): prostaglandin E receptor activity
Source: RefSeq, a predicted model, not a curated record
UGUGGUUUUGGGAUAUUGUCAACUGCAUGUUCGUGAUAUUAUACCGGAUUUAGAACACUGGAGUUUAUUUCUAAGCAGCUUUAAUCAUGGCGAGGUACGGACAGUCAGAGUCGGAUGGGAUCUUGAUUAACGGAUCGUUCCUCAACGGGUCGGAUGAGGAUGCAGAGAACGGAACGGAUUUUGAAUCGACCUUGAAGAAACCAAUGGUGUCUUUAGUCGUUCCAGCGGUUAUGUUUGCUGCUGGCGUAUUUGGGAACAUUUUGGCCCUGGUGGUCCUAGGAUGUUCUUCAAGAGAGCACAAAAGAACUGUAUUUUAUCGUUUGGUCGGUGGUUUGGCAAUGACGGACUUAUUUGGAACAAUGUGUACAUCACCUGUCACGUUAGUCAUCUAUGCUAAUAAUCUUAAGUGGGUCGGAGGUCAAAGUCUCUGCAAUUAUUCUUCAUUCAUGCUUAUUUUCGCGGGAUUUACAACACUGUUUAUCGUAUGCUUCAUGGCACUGGACCGAUACAUCGCUUUGACCCAUCCGUAUUUCUAUAGCGCCAAAAUAACUCACCACAAAGUCAAAUAUAUUCUUGGCGCCCUCUGGGGAGUUGCUUUUUCGUUGGCAUGUCUACCAUUGAUAGGACUUGGAGAAAAUGUGCUACACUUUCCAGGAACGUGGUGUUUCUUUGAUUUUCGCGGGAAAGAACUACGCGUGAAGAUGUUUGCCUAUCUGUAUUCGUUCAUCGGUAUCGGUGUCAUCCUCGCCAUCUUCAUCCUCAAUAUCAUUGUGAUAGCAACGGUGUGGAAAAUGCGCCAGAUGACCAGUGUCCAAAAUUCCUACUCUAAUAUUAAAUGCUUAGACAGUGAAAUACAAAUGGUUAUCUUUCUGGUUGGCAUUCUGGCAGUGUUCGGACUCUGUUGGGCUCCGCUUAUGGUCCGAGUCCUCCUGAUUCAAGUGGCUGGACAUAUUGGGACCGAGAAAGAUGACCUUCUGGUCAUUAGACUAGCCUCAUUUAACCAAAUCCUUGACCCAUGGGUAUAUCUUCUCUUUCGGAAGGAGCUGUUCCUUAGAUUUUACACAUUUAACAAACGGCUAUGUAAUGAUACCUCACGAAAGCUGAAACAAAGUUCACUGCGAGGAGGAAGCAAAAAACAGUUUUCACCGGAAGUGACGAUUCGGAAAGCGACUCUCAUCGAAUGCCUCGAUUCCAACUCCCCUAGUAAGGCAUCUCAUUGUUCAUCAAAACCUAAUAGCCCAAAACGGUUUAUGUUUGGUCAAAACGGCGAAAAUUACAAGAUUUGUUCUCAGGAUGGUGAACAAUCUAAUAUGCGUUUGUUGGACGGAGAAAGGACUCGAAUGUGUUCAUUUGAAAACGAUAACGACCCGGAAGCGAAAGUGAAAUCAGAUGUCGAUGAUACUUUACAUUCAAAUAGACUCCAGGAAAAUAUUAAUCCUGACAAUGAAGAAAGAGUUAUGACAAAACAAUACGUUGUGUGA